Molecule: messenger RNA, 879 nt
Organism: Leishmania braziliensis MHOM/BR/75/M2904
Lineage: Eukaryota; Euglenozoa; Kinetoplastea; Trypanosomatida; Trypanosomatidae
Product: adenosine deaminase-like protein
Exons: 1
Coding region: 1-879 (292 amino acids)
Biological process (GO): RNA processing
Molecular function (GO): adenosine deaminase activity; RNA binding
Source: RefSeq, a predicted model, not a curated record
AUGUCGUGCACCGAUAAAGUGUGGCGGUGGUGUGUGCUGGGUGUGCAGGGUCGUCGCCGAGCUUCUCUUUUCCCUGUACCGAUGCGACUGGCUUCGAUACACAUUCUGCAUACCUCGUUUUCGGACUUGGGGGGCUUGCAGACAGCGGUGAACAAUGCGGCGGCCACGUUUCAGUGGCGAAAUCGCAGGUGGUGGUCUCACGGAGAGAGAGAGGUGGCGUUGCCGCAGGAACCGAAGUUUUCCUUCUUUAGCGGCGCCGAGUUUGCCGCUACACGUCCGAUGACAGCCGCGAAGUCGCACGAUGUCGGUGUCUCCAAUGACAGCGGCUACUCGCGUAGUCGAUGGCUGUGCGUCAGUUCUUUGGUGGGUGAUCGAAAGCGUAGUCGUGACGAGGAGGCGGAGGCGUCAGCUUUCGGCAGUGUUACGUGCAGCUGGCCGUAUCCCCUUACUGCAGGCGACCAUAGCUGCUCUCUCGUCCUUAACACGAAGGCUGGGCUCCCCCAGGGAAUGACAGGGCGCGCGCUAGUGCGACGCUGCAGCACAUUGUCGGAGAUACCAUGGCAGCAGUGUCCCCUCUCCCGUCCAUGGAUGAACCAUCGUGUACAGCUGCUACUGGGGCUCGGCAAAGAAACUGCUCUGGUCUGCCCCUCCAUGGCGACGAAUGCGGCUUCGGCAUCGUAUGCACCGGCUUCGAUUUACGAACGUAGCUUUCCCACGAUCACGGAUGACACCGAUCUUUCCAUGAGCCAGCGGGUGCAUCGGUACCACCUGCAGCGCUCGGGCACUGACGGGGACUCCAUACGACUUCUCUGGGCAUCAUCACUGAUCAAUUUUGAUCAUCUACUCGAAGCUGCUGAGGGCUGCAAAGGUACGCCAUGA